AUGAAGAGUAUUCAGAAAAAUCAAAUUGAGAUCAAUAAGAAAUUAUACGCUGGCCCCGUGACCAGUCUAUGUUUUCACAACGAUAAGAUCUUAUUAGCCGGGCAAGGUCCAUAUCUGAAGGCAUUUUAUGUACCAACUGGAGAUUUGUUGGAUAGUUUUUUGGCGUUCGAGUGUUUUCGUGUGCAUCGAAUAGUACCAGUCUUUUAUCCGAAUGAUCAUAUUGAUGAUAAUGAUCAUAGAAUACUGGCAGUUUUUGGAUCGAAAUCCAUAAAUUUGAUCGAAUUAAUCAUUAAUUAUCCAAAUGAGGGUGACAAAUGCUUGCCAAAAUGCACACUGACUAUACAAAAAUGCCUAGCACCGUUUAAAGAUUGGAUUUUGGAUGUGCAGUGGUUAUAUGGUUCAAUUACUGAACAAUCAGACGAAAAAAUAUUGGAAAAAAACUAUUUAUCGUCGUCGCCAUCGUCGCCAAUGCCAUAUAUCAAAAAAGAAACAAAUACGACGACACCAAAAGAAAUAGCAAUAGCCUUUGCCCACAACUUUAUCGAAAUCUGGGACCACAUUUCUUCCACAUGCUUAUAUUCCGUAGAAUGCCAGGAACAUUGUAUUUUAUAUUCAGCGCGAUUUUUUGGAGACACACGUGAGAAUCUUAUUUUGGCUUCAGGGACUGUGUUUAAUCAGGUGCAUUUGUGGAAUGUUAUGUGCAGGAAUGAAGAUGGGUAUGGUGUUGUGUAUAAGAAACUUGUUGGGCAUGAGGGUGUGAUAUUUGGUGUGAGAUUUAACGAAGAUGGAACGGCUGUUGUUUCUGUAUCCGAUGAUCGUACCAUCAGGGUUUGGGGGACAGCUUUGGACGACAACACAAAGCCCCGUGUUUUAUUUGGACAUAUGGCACGUAUAUGGGAUUGUCUAAUUUUUGAUGAUUAUCUGAUAAGCAUUUCCGAGGCAACAGGCGGUCAAGAUUCUGGUAUUCGGCUGUGGUCGUUGUCUUCGGUAACUGAGAACAAAAUAGACUCUGAGAUCGAUUUGAUUAAAGUUGAGUUGCCGCCAGCUGAACAAUAUAUUCAGCACUUAGUGCGAAAUAAUGAGCAAAAAUUGCCCCACACCCAUGAACACGCACGAAAUUGCGUGAUGGUUGAUUACUCGACUGUUGUAAUGGCGUCAAAUUAUGGCUAUAUAAUACGAUUCAACUACCAAACAAACGAAUGGCGUACACUAUUCCAUGAUCCUGAGCUGGCGAGUUAUAAUAUGAUGACGUCGUCACAGUGUGGCCGGGUUGUUUGUUGUGGGAGCAUUUAUGGACAGUUGGUAGUUUUGAGCGUGACAAGUGAGUUUGAGGCUAUCAAACGAAAAAUUCACCCGCACAAGGUGUUUGAGAUAUAUAUAGAGGAGACUAACGAUCCAAAUAUUCUUUACAUUAUUUCCCAUGCUGUUCACAACGAUAUUUAUUUAUUUUCUUUGGAUCUUAAUAACAUUACGAAACCAAAUUUAGAAAUUCUGUAUAAAAUAUCAGUGCCUCCACGUUUUUUGUUACUUUCGAUAGCUUUCUCUGCACGAUAUAAUCUCUUGUUUUGUGGGUCACGAGAAAGUGGGCUUGCUAUCUAUCAUUUAUCACGAUCAUCCUUUACAAAAUCAGAUAUAGACGAAAAAAAGUUUUUAUUAUCAGACGAAGAUAAUAGUAAUGUCAAUAAUCAUCAUCAUAUUGAUGAGAAUAGUUAUCAUAUCUCGGCAAUUUUAUACCUACGCAAAACUCACGGGAAGCAAGCCGUAACUUCGAUAGCAUUAAAAGUGGAAGACGAAUCCACUUCUCAAAAACAAAAGCAACAAGAUAUAUUGUACGUAUUUACUACUGGUCGCGAUGGAGGGUACAUUAAGUAUCGGUUAAAAGGUUUAUCCGCGUUCGUUUCUCAACCACAGCAACCGAAGGAAACAAGUGAACGAGCUGAUUCGUUGAGAUUAGAGAACAAUAAUAAAGCAUCGAAUACUAAUGAAAAAUCAAAAGCUUUUUCGGCGUCUUCUUUGAAAGAAGAGAAUUUUGAAGGAACAUUAAUCAUGGAACAAGUUUAUCGAGCCAAAAUUACUAAAGGAUGGCUAGAAAAAGUAGUUUUUGUCGAUAAUGAAUUGCUACUACUGGGGUUUUAUCGGAAGCGAUUUUUUGUAUAUAACGAAGUGAAAAAAUUUGAGAUGUUUUCAGUUGCAUGUGGCGGUGCACAUCGUGUAUGGCAUUUCAGGGCAGCCGAUAAACGAAUGGACAAGUCGACCUUUGUGUUUAUUCGCAAAGAAAAGAUAUAUGUAUAUUCUCGACAAGCUUCCGCAUUCAGUGAAGGAUUUGACGAAUGUAAACUACAAAAUAAUUAUCAUGGACGGGAGGCGCGUGCACUUGAAUAUCUACCAUAUCCUAUAGCGUUAUCUGAAGAAGGAAAAGGAGUAAUAAAAAAUAAUCUAAUGUUCCCCGUAAUAUUUGCUACGGGUGGCGAAGAUAGUCUGUUACGGUUAUUUCAAUAUAUUCCAGGUGCAAAAGAAUUACACAAUCUCUGCAGUAUCAAGAAACAUACAUCUGCCAUUCGAAGUAUACAAUGGAGUCAAGUAACCGAGAAAAUGUUGUUAUUGUUCUCUUGUGGUGCUAGCGAGGAAUUGAGAUGUUGGAAAGUUGAGAUAUCAUUGGCGAAGAGUAAACAGCUCCUCCAUCAACAAAAAUGUCUGAAGAUGGAUUCAGAGCCAGUAACUGUUAAUUGUUUGGAGUGGGCGAGGUGUCCGACUAUUAGUGAAAUCCCGGAAACGAGAAUUAUGGAUAUUUCCGUUUUUCCUAUAUGUUUCCAUCAUCAUCAAAAUACAUCCGGUUUGCAUUUUGUGGCGGCUGUUUACUCUGAUUCAGUAUUACGCAUUUGGAUAUUCGAUGAGAAAACACGACACUUUUAUUUAUUAGGCGACGCGACUUUUCACAAUAAAUGUAUUUUACAAGUCAGACAUCUUGUAAUAGAGAGUCAGCAGCAUGAAGAGGAGAAUAGCGAAUACGAAAAUAACGUUGACCAAGAACGGAGGAUUAUUCUGUUUACUUGUGCUACUGAUGGACGAGUUGCUUUAUGGGAUAAAGACUUGAUAUCACAACUAUUACAACACCAAAAACCACUCGACCAACCGAUCCAGGUCUACAAAGUGCAUCAAUCAGGUGUCAAUUGUAUGGAAGUGAGGUCGGUUGGAAGAGGCAAGUUUAUCGUGAUUACUGGUGGGGAUGAUAACGCUGUUACGGUGACGAUACUUUAUAUAUCGAGUAGUGGAAGUGAUGUAGUCGUUUUGGAUGUGUAUAAUAUGUUGGAUGCACAUUCUUCGUCGAUUCAAGGGGUACAUAUAAUCAACGAUACAACAUUUGUAUCUGCUUCAUUGGAUCAACGAUUGAAUGUUUGGAAUCACGUAAAAAAUAAAAUCUCUCCUGACUCGAAAGAAAAAGACUACACUUUUAAACUUGUGGCUUCGGAAUUUGUUAAUGUUUGUGAUCCGUCUGCAAUGGGUGCAAGGCAAUAUGUUUCUAUCAGUAACGACGAAGAUCAAGAUCACCAAGAUGAUGAUAGAGCAUCUAAAACACAAAUAGCAAUAACCGGAAUUGGAAUAGAGCUUUUUGAAAUUCGAGUAUGA
This is a messenger RNA of Ambispora gerdemannii, 3627 nucleotides long. The record is from the annotation of a GenBank genome assembly. Lineage: Eukaryota; Fungi; Glomeromycota; Glomeromycetes; Archaeosporales; Ambisporaceae.